Molecule: messenger RNA, 1569 nt
Organism: Chrysoperla carnea
Lineage: Eukaryota; Metazoa; Arthropoda; Insecta; Neuroptera; Chrysopidae
Product: UTP--glucose-1-phosphate uridylyltransferase-like
Exons: 1
Coding region: 1-1569 (522 amino acids)
Biological process (GO): UDP-alpha-D-glucose metabolic process; glycogen metabolic process
Cellular component (GO): cytoplasm
Molecular function (GO): UTP:glucose-1-phosphate uridylyltransferase activity
Source: RefSeq, a predicted model, not a curated record
AUGCAGCAACCAGUAAUAAAUGGUGAUGAAGAUGAAAAUGAACAAGAAAUUUCCACUUCUCUGGCAUCACCGCCUCGAUCGGUUGGAAUGCGAGACAUAAGUAUUGCUCAAAAUCAAUUACAACAGGAUUUAGAUGAAUUGUUUUCGAAGUCGGCUAAAGAUAAGCGAAGUACAAAAAGUGAGUUGGAUGGAUUUAUGAAAUUAUUUGAACGAUUUUUACACGAUAAAGAAUCUCCAAUCGAUUGGAAACGUAUCCAAAAAUUACCGAAUGAUGCGAUUAUGGAAUAUGGUGCGCUAAAAACUCCGAAUCCAAAUAAAAUUCAUGGAAUGUUAGAUAAAUUAGUAGUAAUUAAAUUAAAUGGUGGUUUGGGUACGUCUAUGGGAUGUUAUGGACCAAAAUCAGUGAUUCCUGUACGAAAUAAUUUAACAUUUUUGGAUCUAACUGUACAACAAAUUGAACAUAUUAAUAAUACGUAUAAUGUGAAUGUACCUUUAGUUUUAAUGAAUUCGUUUAAUACGCAUGACGAUACGCGUCGUGUAAUACGUAAAUAUAAAGGUUUACGUUGUGAGAUUUAUACGUUUAACCAAUCGUGUUAUCCACGGUUAAAUCGUGAAACUUUGUUGCCAAUUGCAAAGACUUGUAAUGUUUUUGAGGACACAGAUGCUUGGUAUCCUCCUGGACAUGGAGAUUUUUAUAUUAGUUUCUAUCGAUCGGGGUUGUUGAAAAAAUUUUUGGAACAAGGUAAAACGUUCUGUUUUUUAUCGAAUAUUGAUAAUUUAGGAGCAAUUGUCGAUUUGAAUAUUUUAAAUUUACUAAAUCCAAUAUCCACAAAUGGUCCUGAAUUUGUUAUGGAAGUUACGGAUAAAACACGUGCAGAUGUUAAAGGGGGGACGCUAAUUCAAUAUGAGAACAAGUUACGUUUAUUGGAAAUAGCGCAAGUGCCGAAAGAACAUGUAGACGACUUUAAAUCGAUUAAACGAUUUAAGUUUUUUAAUACCAACAAUAUUUGGGCAAAAUUAUCAGCGAUAGAACGGAUAAUGCAAUCGGAUAAAACGAAUAAUGGAACAAUGGCAUUAAAUUUGGAAGUUAUUGUAAAUGCGAAAACCUUGCCAAAUGGAAUGGAUGUGAUACAACUCGAAACCGCUGUUGGAGCUGCAAUGAAAUCCUUCGAGAAUAGUAUAGGAAUUAAUGUGCCUCGAAGUAGGUUCUUACCAGUGAAAACGACCUCCGAUUUAUUGUUGGUUAUGAGUAAUUUAUACACAUUAAGUCGUAAUGGUACACUUAAUAUGUCCGCUCUACGAAAUUUCCCAACAAUGACUCCUAUUGUUAAAUUAGGUGAAAAUCAUUUUUCUAAAGUACGAGAUUUUUUAUCACGCUUUGAAUCUAUACCGGAUUUAGUUGAACUUGAUCAUUUAACUGUUUCGGGUGAUGUGACAUUUGGACGACGAAUCUCGUUAAAGGGAACAGUGAUUAUUAUUGCAAAUCACGGUGAUCGCAUUGAUAUACCAACCGGUGCUGUGUUGGAAAAUAAAAUUGUAUCGGGUAAUUUGAGAAUCUUUAGCCAUUAA